This is a messenger RNA of Brenthis ino (lesser marbled fritillary), 267 nucleotides long. Lineage: Eukaryota; Metazoa; Arthropoda; Insecta; Lepidoptera; Nymphalidae. The record is from the annotation of a GenBank genome assembly.
AUGGGCAGUGGCCUACUUCUGUACUUAUCAUAUUUUGUUAACAAAGCAGAUAAGCAACAAAGUUCUAGCAAAUUAUGGCUCAACUUAUCUUCAGAUGCGAGUCAAUCAGGUGGCUCAGGCAGUGAUAACAAGCAAAGAGAUAAUAAAUGUGAUAACUUCAGUCCUGUGAAAAAAGAAAACGAAAGUAAAGUUAAAAUUUGUGAAGUAUGUCGUGCAUACCCUUGUGAAUGCAAUCCAUCUGCUCCUACGAUGUAUGACGUAAGAUUC